AUGUCGAGCUGCAAGGAGCGUCGUUUAUUGCGCACUCCAAAGUGUGCCAGGUGUCGCAAUCACGGUGUCAUCUCCUGUGUCAAAGGUCACAAGAAACUGUGUCGCUGGCGUGAAUGUUGCUGCCCCAAUUGUCAACUUGUCGUCGAUCGCCAACGUGUGAUGGCCGCACAGGUGGCACUGCGACGACAACAGACCAUGGAGGCCUUGGAGAUGAGCAGUGGAAAUGGAAAUGGAAAUGGUAUUGGCAGUCAUCCAGUUAAGCCAGAGCUGCACAGCGAUGAGGAGUUGCCAAUUACGCCCACUAAAUCUACCAGCUCCAGUUCCAACUCCAAUUCCAACUCCAGUUCCAGUUCCAACUCCAGUUCCAUGGCAGCCACGCGCCAGGCAUUGAUUGCCCAGAAGCGCAUCUACAAGCAGCGACUACGCAAUCUACAGCAGUCUACACUGCACAUCACAGCAGCCAUGGAAGAAUACAAACAGCGGUUUCCCACGUUCAACUCACCGUUACUGGAACGCAUGCGCAAGCGACGAGCAUUCGCUGAUCCGGAACUGAACUAUGCAAUGGAUACAACGCUACUUGGCAGCUCCGCCUGCAAUGGAACAACAGCUCCUUUGGCAACGCCGACAGCGGGCAUGGUUGGCAACGCCUUUUAUGAUCUAUUGGGUAAUGCCGCCGCAGUAGCAGCAGCAACAGCAGCAGCUGUCGCCCAACAACAGCAGCAGCAACAACAACAGGCAUAUCAAUCAACGCCGCUCCUUACACACACGCCAACUACAACAACGCCCACUGUUGUUAAGAAGCCCAAGCUGAGUUUCUCCAUUGAGUCAAUAAUUGGCGUCAGCACGUAG
Drosophila innubila is the source of this 849-nucleotide messenger RNA. RefSeq names its product doublesex- and mab-3-related transcription factor 1 (gene dmrt11E). Gene Ontology annotation, biological process: sex differentiation; regulation of transcription by RNA polymerase II. Gene Ontology annotation, molecular function: DNA-binding transcription factor activity, RNA polymerase II-specific; RNA polymerase II cis-regulatory region sequence-specific DNA binding. The record is from RefSeq and is a predicted model, not a curated record. NCBI's taxonomy places the organism in Eukaryota, Metazoa, Arthropoda, Insecta, Diptera, Drosophilidae. Gene Ontology annotation, cellular component: nucleus. The coding region runs from base 1 to 849 and encodes 282 amino acids. The transcript has 2 exons.